Molecule: messenger RNA, 489 nt
Organism: Trypanosoma rangeli
Lineage: Eukaryota; Euglenozoa; Kinetoplastea; Trypanosomatida; Trypanosomatidae
Product: D-isomer specific 2-hydroxyacid dehydrogenase-protein
Exons: 1
Coding region: 1-489 (162 amino acids)
Molecular function (GO): NAD binding
Source: RefSeq, a predicted model, not a curated record
AUGGAGGUGACGGGCGUGAGGCGGUCCGCACCCUCCGAGAAGAAGGACCAGCACGGCGUGCAUAUGGUGUACGGUGACGCCGAGCGGGACCGCGUGAUCCGUGAGUCCGACUUCUUGGUCAAUACCCUCCCAGGGACGGAGGAGACAAAGCUGUUCUUCAACAAGCAGCGCUUUGCCAUGAUGAAGCCGAGUGCAGUGUACAUCAACAUUGGCCGCGGCAUCACGACGAGCGGGGAGGAUCUCGCGCGUGCGCUUCGCGACGGCGUCAUCCGCGGUGCUGCCGUGGACGUCUUCGAGCAGGAGCCACUUUCCACCGACUCCUCGCUGUGGGACAUCAGUGAUGACAAGAUUCUUUUGACGGCCCACUCGGCGGACAGGAGCGUUGAUCUGAUUCCCUCCUCGGUGCGCCGUUUCAUCGGCCUGGUGGAGGAGUACAUCAAGACGAAGCAGCUCAAUGCCUACCUCGUGGACCCUGUGCGCGGGUACUAG